Molecule: messenger RNA, 4140 nt
Organism: Prunus mume (Japanese apricot)
Lineage: Eukaryota; Viridiplantae; Streptophyta; Magnoliopsida; Rosales; Rosaceae
Source: RefSeq, a predicted model, not a curated record
UCAGUGAGGAAUUUUAUCGAGCGGGUGGUACCACUCUUGCCUCCUAUGGUGUUUUCCGGCCUUCCGGGGGUCAAGUGACCACCCUUCCCCCAACGCGCCUGCUCCAGCGGUUCCUUCCACUCGCACGGCGUCGUAUUGAGACCGCUCAAGCUCAGGAUGGGCAAUAUCCCCAACCUUCUGACCCUGCUUAUGAGCAAGUACUGGAUUCCUUAGCUAUGGUAGCUUGACAUAAACGCAUAACUCUUUUAGAAGCCCUUCUAAGAUGGAGAGAAAGUGAAUCCCCAAAAGGUGAAAAUGAGGCAUCUACAUUCCAAAGAAAGCAUGUGGUGGAGUGCAUUUUUUGUUCAGCAUGUAUUCCCUUUUUCGAGUGCUGUCCACAAGAAGGACUUACAGAGAAACUUUGGUUGGGGCUUGAAAUCUCUUUACCAACAAACACAACAACCCAAUUACUCAUUCUCUACUCUAGCACAGAACCAAACAACACCCACCAAGAAUUUCAAAACAUUCUCCCAUAUUUUCCAGCAAUGCUCCCAUGGCAGAGCUCCGAAUCCGGGAAAACAAGCCCAUGCUCGCAUGAUAGUUUCUGGGUUUGAGCCCACUGUCUUUGUUAAAAAUUGUUUGAUCCAAAUGUAUGUAAAGUGUGGCUUUUUGGAAUAUGCAAGUAAGGUGUUUGACGGAAUGCCACAGCGGGACACGGUCUCGUGGAACACCAUGAUUUUUGGGUACGCUGAGAGUGGAAAGAUGGGGUUUGCGCAGUCUUGUUUUGAUGUUAUGCCUGAGAGAGAUGUGGUCUCUUGGAAUUCUUUGAUUUCAGGGUACUUGCAGAGUGGUGACUAUCAUAAGUCUAUUGAAGUUUAUGUGAAUAUGGGGAAUGCGGGUGUGGAAUUCGACUGUACUACGACUGCUAUGGUUCUGAAAGCAUGUUCUGUUAUGGAAGAUAUUGGUUUGGGGAUUCAAAUUCAUUGUGUUUCAGUCAAGAUGGGUUUUGAUAUUGAUGUGGUCACGGGAAGUGCUUUAGUAGAUAUGUAUGGGAAGUGUAAGGAACUGGAUUGUUCACUUCAGGUUUUCCGUGAAUUGCCUGAAAAGAAUUGGGUUUGUUGGAGCGCUGUGAUUGCAGGUUCUGUUCAGAAUGACCAGUUUGUCAAGGGUAUAGAUCUGUUUAAGGAGAUGCAGAAAGCAGGAGUCGGGGUAAGCCAGUCAAUCUAUGCUAGUGUAUUCAGGUCCUGUGCAGGAUUAUCUGCAUAUAGGUUAGGCACUCAGUUUCAUGUACAUGCUAUAAAGACAGACUUACUAUAUGAUGUGAUAGUUGGAACUGCCACAUUGGACAUGUAUGCAAAAUGUGGCAGUAUGUCUGAUGCUAGAAAGAUAUUCAACUUGAUGCCAAAUCAUAGUUUGCAGUCAUAUAAUGCAACUAUUGUUGGCUAUGCUCGAAACGAGCAAGGUUUUGAAGCUCUUGAGUUAUUUCUGCUUUUGCUGAAGUCUGGUCUUGGUUUUGAUGAGAUAACAUUAUCUGGUGCACUCAGUGCUUGUGCAGUGAUCAAGGGGCACUUGGAGGGGCUUCAACUGCAAGUAUUAGUGGUUAAGAGUAGCUUGAGAUCAAAUAUAUGUGUAGCAAAUGCCAUUUUGGACAUGUAUGGUAAAUGUGGAGAUCUGUUUGGGGCCUCUCGCGUGUUUGAUGAGAUGGUAAGUAGAGAUGCUGUGUCUUGGAAUGCAAUUAUUACAGCUCAUGGACAGAAUGAAAAUGAAAAGGAGACACUUUCAUUCUUCAUUUCCAUGCUCCGCUCAAGGAUGGAGCCGGAUGAGUUCACCUUUGGCAGUGUUCUAAAAGUGUGUGCAGCUCAACAUUCUUUAAAUUAUGGGAUGGAAAUCCAUAGCAGAAUUAUUAAAUCUGGAAUGGGCAUGAACUUUUUCAUUGGAGGUGCCCUUGUCGAUAUGUACUGCAAGUGCGGAAUGAUGGAAGAGGCAGAAAAGAUACAUGACAGAACAGAAGAACAAACCAUGGUUUCAUGGAAUGCAAUCAUAUCUGGUUUCUCACUACAUAAGCAAAAUGAGGAUGCACAGAGAUAUUUCUCUCAGAUGUUGGAAAUGGGUGCAGAACCUGAUAACUUCACAUACGCAACGGUUCUUGAUACCUGUGCUAAUUUGGCUACUGUUGGACUUGGGAGGCAGAUCCAUGCUCAGAUUAUCAAGCAUGAAUUGCAAUUAGAUGUAUACAUAACCAGCACUCUUGUCGAUAUGUACUCAAAGUGUGGCAACAUGCAAGAUUCUUAUCUAAUGUUCAAAAAGGCACCUAAGCGAGAUGCUGUUACAUGGAAUGCCAUGAUUUCCGGGUAUGCAAACUUCGGCCUUGGAGAAGAUGCCCUUAGAAUUUUUGAGAACAUGCAGCUUGAGAAUGUUAAGCCAAACCACUCCACUUUUGUUUCAGUACUCCGAGCCUGCGGACAUAUAGGACAAGUUGAAAAGGGGUUACAUUAUUUCCGCACAAUGCGUAAUGACUAUGGUUUACACCCUCAGUUGGAGCAUUACUCGUGUAUGGUGGAUAUCAUAGGGAGGUCAGGUCAAGUUCAUGAGGCUCUGAGGCUUAUUCAAGAUAUGCCUUUUGAAGCUGACGACAUUAUAUGGAGGACGCUGCUUAGCAUUUGCAAGCUCCAUGGAAAUGUAGAAGUGGCUGAAAAAGCAGCCAGCUCUAUUUUGCAACUGGAUCCUCAAGAUUCUUCUACCUAUGUUCUACUAUCAAAUAUAUAUGCUGAAGCUGGAAUGUGGGGUGAGGUCUCGAAGAUGAGGAAAACAAUGAAGCAUAACAAAUUGAAGAAAGAGCCUGGUUGCAGCUGGAUUGAGGUGAAAGAUGAGUUACAUGCAUUCCUGGUUGGGGACAAGGCUCAUCCAAGAUGUAACGAGGUGUAUGAGAAGCUCAAUUUUCUAGUUGCUGAGAUGAUGAGAGUUGGAUAUAGGCCGGAAAUUGAUGUCCUGCUUGAUGAGGAGAUGGAAGAACAGGAGCUUGAAGAUAAGCUCAAAAUUAGUUGGUUACCCUUUGGUAACUCUUCUAUGUCUUGGUGAUGGUGCAAUUUUCAUCAACAACUUAAGCUCUCACUUGGAUCAACUCUACAAGUUUCUUAGAGACAAGACCCAUCGUUUAAUGGCCUUGGACUGUCUUCCCUGAGUUUUGAGCUUUUACUUGAGAGUCCACACAGAGGAUCAGCCACCUAAUUGUACAUGAGACUACUUAGACAGUGUAACCUCACAACACUUGACAGUUCUGAAGAAAGGAAUGCUUACUCAGGACAUCCAACAUGAUAAACUUGUGGAGUUCUGUGUGACCUUGAUUUUGCCAUGAACCAUAUGAUAACUCAAAUUGCUGAAGCAAGAUAGUACUAGUGAAGCAAAGUCUUCAUUUGCCAAAAAUAUGAACCUGAACCAAUAUUAUAAUCGAUGUCUUGAAAGAGCAUGAGGGAUGACAUCAUGCAGAGCUGCUAUUGGGAUUUUGGCAUCCAUUUGAUUUUGGACGAGAAUCUGAUGCAACCCCUCCUGACAUGACACUUCAAUCUGUAAUAUUUGAGAGCCUUGAUAAGAACAGGUGGGCUUGUUGUCUUAGUGAGCUUGUCAAAUACGCAGCUGAACUUUGCCCAAGAUCUGGCCAUGAGGCAAAGGCAGAGGUUAUGCAACGUCUGGCUCAUAUCACAUCUGUUGAGUUGGGUGGGAAGGCUAAUCAGUCACAAGAUGCAGACAACAAAUUGGAUCAGUGGCUUAUGUGUGCGGUGUGUAUGUUCGUCCACCAAAUAAUAGAGAAGCUGGUAGUAUAGUCGCAACCCAAGAUCUUUACCACCUAAUUUUGUCCGUCUCUAAAAUCUCGAUCUGAGGCACAUAUACAUGCAGCCGCAAUGACUCUUGGCCGCUCGCAUCUGGAAGCUUGUGAAAUCAUGUUUACUGAGCUUGCUGCAUCUUUCAUUGAUGAGGUUUCUUCUUCGGAGACAGAGGGAAAACCAAAGUGGAAGGUGCUGUAUGGUUAAACUCCUCAAAUUUCUUUUAUUUGAUGCUUUGACAUUUGAAGAAGACACUGAGCAUUAUGGCAUUAUCUAUGUUCUGAAUAUAUACUAUCGAGUGCGUCGAUUUGCAGUACUUUAUAGUUCUGUCACUUGAUAU